CACCCACAGCAUCAUUUUAAUUCAUUCAUUUUUCUCAAAUUUCUAUUUCAUUUCAUUGGAUCUUCAAGUACUAAUUCAUAUAUAUAUAUAUAUAAAGAGAGAAAUAGAGAGGGUAUGGGUGCUUGCUUGUCUUCCUCCACUACCAUCGUUGAUCAGAAGCAGCUGACCAGCUACGUCAUCUCAAUCAGUGGAGAGCUCCGUCAAUAUAGCGUUCCCAUUAACGUUUUUCAAGUACUUCAAUCUGAGAUGCCUUGUGAUGCUUCCUUCAUCUGCAGUUCUGAUCGUCUUUACUUUGACGAUUUCAUACCUUCACUGGAUUCCGAAUACCAGCUUCUUCCCGGUCAGAUCUACUUCAUGCUCCCUGCCUCCAAGCUGAACUAUCGACUCAGUGCCUCUGACAUGGCAACUCUUGCCGUCAAGGCUAGCGCUGCUCUUGAGGACCUUAAUAAAAACAAAAACAAAAACCGCAAUUCUAGGAAGAUGAGUAAAAAGAGCAAUUCUCGAAUUUCACCCAUGCUUUUUCAAGUAGAAGCAGAUGAAUCACGAGAAUGUUAUACUCAAAGUCGUCAUAAGUCAACGAUGGGGCUUGGAGUUUCCAUGAGAUCUGCAUCUGUCAGAAAAUUGCAGCGAUUAUCUUCACGGCGGGCAAAGAUGGCUGUGCGAUCCUUCCGGAAGCUUAUGACCAUUCAAGAAGGAUCCAUUCUAUCUUAAUGGACUACUAUUUACUUCAUUUUAUAUAAUUCUUUUUUUUCUGCCAGAUGAGUAACAUUAUAUUCGAGUUAGAGUUGUCACUUGUUAUUCUCUCGCUCUACAUGUAGUAAAUACAAAACAAAAUAUAUAUGUGGGAGUUGCAGAGCAUAAGAUCAAAUUGCCUUGUAUGUAAAUGGUUGAACAACAACUAUGUAUUAUAAUUAUUACAGUUUUGUCAAAAUAAAAAUAAAAAUA
This is a messenger RNA of Solanum dulcamara, 945 nucleotides long. RefSeq lists its product as uncharacterized. The transcript has a single exon. Lineage: Eukaryota; Viridiplantae; Streptophyta; Magnoliopsida; Solanales; Solanaceae. The coding region runs from base 115 to 711 and encodes 198 amino acids. The record is from RefSeq and is a predicted model, not a curated record.